GCCGCUGAUUUUGCCCCCUGUCACACUCCCAGAUCAUUCCUGAUCUUCUCACUCCCGAGUCAAAUUUGACAAACACUGACCCCGUCCUUCCCACCCACGGCCACGAUGAGUGAAGAGUCCAACGAGGCACUGACGCCCGGCUCGCCCGAACAGUACGCUAUCGGCGUCUCAUUCGGAAACUCGUACAGUUCGAUAGCACAUAUCACUGGCGAGGGCAAAGUCGAGGUUAUCGCCAACGAAGAGGGCGAUCGACAAAUUCCUUCCAUUCUCUCGUACGUCGAUGGCGAAGAAUUCCACGGCACCCAGGCCAAAGCACAGUUGGUUCGCAACAGCAAGAAUACCAUUGCCUACUUUAGGGACUACAUUGGCAAGGAAUACAAGUCGAUAGACCCCACGCCUUGUCAUGCCUCGGCACACCCUAUCGAGAGCGAUGGGACAAUCGCCUUCUCGGUGCACGACACCGACAGUGAAACCGCCAACAACGUCACAGUGCCCGAGGUCACCAUCAGACAUCUCCGGCGGCUUAAGAACUCGGCAUCCGACUACGUUGGCAAGACAGUGACCUCCGCUGUAGUAGCAGUCCCUACCGACACCAAUGAUGAACAAAAGGCUGCGAUCUCCAAAGCUGCCGAAAGCCUCCAAAUCAGCAUCCUUCAAUUCAUCCCCGAACCCAUCGCAGCCUUACUCGCCUACGAUUCUCGAUCAUCAGACUCGGCCACAGACAAGACUGUGCUUGUCGUCGACUUGGGCGGCAACCGAUCAGAUGCUGCUAUCAUUGCAUCAAGAGGAGGGCUGUACACCAUUCUUGCCACGGCACACGACUACGAGCUGGGAGGCGCACAACUCGACCAGGUGCUGGUGGAUCAUUUCGCCAAGGAAUUUGAGAAGAAACACAAGUCCGACCCUCGCAAGAACGAGCGAGCGCUUGCGAAGAUGAAGAUUGAGGCCGAAGCCGUCAAGAAGACUCUCAGUCAAAGCACCAGUGCCACCUUCAGUGUGGAAAGUCUGGCAGAUGGCAUUGAUUUCCGAUCGACAGUGAACCGAACACGAUAUGAGAUUCUUGCUCUAAAGACCUUUACAAAGUUCACACAGCUGGUCAAUGAAGUGAUCAAGAAGGCUGGACUGGAUGUUCUGGAUAUCGACGAGGUCAUCUUGUCCGGCGGAGCCUCUCAUACACCGAAGAUUGCCAAUAACAUUGCCGCACUCUUCCCUGACUCGAUCAAUGUCUUUUCACCAUCCACUUCGGCCAGCGCCCUCAAUCCAUCUGAACUGUCUGCUCGAGGAGCCGCGCUUCAAGCAUCCCUGGUGGAGGAGUUUGAGAAAGAGGACAUCGAGCAGUCAACCCACGAGAUGGUGACGGUGACACCACAUCUGACAAACGCCAUCGGCUACCAAGUGAGCGGCAAGGCAGGAUUCACCAUCAUUGUCCCCACCGACACAGCUGUGCCUGCACGGAGAACACAGGUUAUUUCAGGAUUGGAAGGCGACGUGCUGGUACGCAUCAGUGAAGGAGAGCGGGAAAUCAAAGUGACCCAGCCGCCUCCCAAGGCGAAAGCAGAGACCAACGGAGCCAAGGCCAGUGACGACGAGGACUCGGACGAAGACGAAUCCGAGGAGGAGCCAGAAGAGAUUCGCGAAAAGGCGUGGAAGCCCAAACAACCAUUGGCCGAGUUCAUUUUCCAAGGAUUGAAGAAGAACUCCAAACUUGAAGUUAUCGUCAACGUGGAUGCCGAGUUGGCACUCAAUAUCUCGGCGCGGCAGGUCGGCGGUAAGGGUGGUGUGCGAGGCGAGAUCAAGGCUUCAGGGGUUACUCCUAAUGGCAGUGCAUAGAGUUUCUCAGCGGUGGUUACGGGCCAGGUAGAGAGAGAAAUCUAGAGAGAUGAAGGUGAUGACGAUGACGAGGACGGUUGAUAGGGCUUUCGAGGAAGGACCAGGGAAGGUCGGAAGGUCUGGUGCCUGUUCCUCCUCGUGCUUUAUAGUCUUAUUGUUAUUAAGUCAUCCGCGGCAUUUCACUGGCGCUUUUGAAAGGGGACGAUGACGAUGAUGAUCACGGGGCGGGUGUUGUUGUUGGACGUUUUGAGUCCAACAUACCUAGUUUCAUAGACAGCAACAAAGCAGAAGCAGACCAGAGACUA
Messenger RNA from Exophiala mesophila, 2135 nucleotides. RefSeq lists its product as uncharacterized. Lineage: Eukaryota; Fungi; Ascomycota; Eurotiomycetes; Chaetothyriales; Herpotrichiellaceae. Gene Ontology annotation, cellular component: cytosol; nucleus. The record is from RefSeq and is a predicted model, not a curated record. Bases 106 to 1830 code for a protein of 574 amino acids. Gene Ontology annotation, biological process: protein folding. The transcript has a single exon. Gene Ontology annotation, molecular function: ATP-dependent protein folding chaperone; ATP binding.